Molecule: messenger RNA, 5418 nt
Organism: Eriocheir sinensis (Chinese mitten crab)
Lineage: Eukaryota; Metazoa; Arthropoda; Malacostraca; Decapoda; Varunidae
Product: calpain-7-like
Exons: 12
Coding region: 203-2683 (826 amino acids)
Biological process (GO): proteolysis
Molecular function (GO): calcium-dependent cysteine-type endopeptidase activity
Source: RefSeq, a predicted model, not a curated record
UGAAGAAAACAAAGAGGAGAGAAAGGCGGAGCCGUUGCCAAGGCCAUCCCGCCGCCCAUCACCAUCAUCAUCAUCAGCAGCAGGACCACAACACAGCGACCUGUCAUCGCCACCCGCACCUGGGACUUGUUGCUGAGGCGUGUGCGGGCGUGCCUGUGUGGGAUGUGUGGCGCCUCGGGGCCCGCAGAGUGUACAGAUAAAUAUGGCAGAUGCAGAAGAAUGCAUCAAUCAUGCUGCUGAAGUGGCACGGCAAGCAACACACUUCGACAGCAAUGGGAGUCAUCAGGCAGCUAUUUACAUGUACCGACAAGCAGCAGAAUACCUCCGCCGUGCUGCAACCUUGGGCCUCUCUUCACCAGCAGUUUUAGACAGAAUCCAGCAGUACAAGAAUAGGGCUGAUGUACUGGAAAGCAGUGAGAAGCAAACUCAGUCAUCUCAGGUCGUCACUGAAAAGGGUGAAAGUGAGUUGAGCCGAGCACACUUCUUGUUGCUGGAAGCUUUUGACGAGGAUGAAGCUGGUAAUGCUGAAGAAGCCAUAGAACUCUACUCCAGUGCUGUUGAAUUGUGUUUGGAAGCAUGUAAGAAUGCAAGUAAUGCCAGGAUAACAGACAAACUUCGAAAGUUAGCUGAACAAGCAUUAUCUCGAGCUGAAGUGUUGAAAGGAUUAGAAAGCACAGUUGCUAAAAGUACUGAAAGUGAAAGCAAGGUUUCAGAAAAGCCACUGUGUCAGAAGGUGUCACCAUCCAGAGCCAUUCCUCCAUUGGGCUUUGGAAAUAUUGUUGAUGCUAACCCUCAGCCUAAAGGUACACCAAAUACUGCAAGAAAAUCAGGCUUACAGAUCUCUGGUAAAUCUGAAUACACAAAGGAAGAGGUGGAAGUGUUGAGGCAAACUUCAAAGGUCAAUGGAAGGGAUUAUGUCCCUUUCCUUGCAAUUGAUCUCAAAGAAAAAUUUGCUUUCUCUAUACCUUUCACUGACAAAGAUGGUCUUCUUCCACUGGCACCAAAGCAGAAAAAAAACUUUGCCAGGUGGGCUCGACCUGAAGAUAUAUCUAGUGAUCCUAAGAUGAUUGAAGUAAUUGACUGCUUCAGCAUCAAACAGACUUGUGUUUCAGACUGUUCUUUUGUGGCAUCAGUAGCCAUCAGUGCUCUGUAUGAAAAAAGAUUUAAAAAGAGACUGAUAACUGACAUCAUAUACCCCAAGAACCGCAACGGUGAUCCUGUAUAUAAUCCUUGCGGGAAAUACAUGAUUAAACUUCACAUAAAUGGAAUUCCAAGAAAAGUAAUAAUUGAUGACAAACUUCCUGUGGGUCAUCAUGGAGAGCUCCUUUGUUCAUAUUCAACAAACAAACAUGAAUUCUGGAUAUCUCUGGUUGAAAAGUCUUACCUCAAAGUCAUGGGUGGCUAUGAUUUUCCUGGGUCCAAUAGCAACAUUGAUCUGUACGCCCUUACUGGCUGGAUCCCUGAGCGUGUAUCUAUCAAGGACAAGGAGUUCAAUAAAGAAGCAACAUUCCGCAAAAUUCUUGAUCGUUUUCACCGAGGCGAUGUAUUGGUUACUGUAGCAACUGGAGAAAUGAGUGACAGUGAUGCAGAUCGAGCUGGACUUGUCCCUACUCAUGCAUAUGCAAUGCUUGAUAUUGAGGAGGUGAAGGGAAAGCGCUUGUUUAUGCUGAAGAAUCCCUGGUCACACUUGCGCUGGAAAGGAAAUUAUUCAGAAAUGGAUCAAGAACACUGGACUCCAGAAAUGUGCAAACUCUUGAAUUAUGACCCAAAGAGUGCCCAGACCUUUGACAAUGGAGUCUUCUGGAUUGAUUUUGACAGCCUGUGCCAUUUUUAUGAUGUGAUUUACAUGAACUGGAAUCCCCGGCUCUUCUCACACACCUUCUGCACACACGAAACUUGGCAUGCUAAAGCUGGUCCUGUACGAGACUUGUACAACGUUGGUGAGAACCCACAGUACUCCCUGGAUGUUCAGUGUGCAGGAGGCUCAGCUGUAUGGAUCCUACUUACCAGACACAUAACAGAGAUUGAAGACUUCAGGAAUAAUCAAGAAUACAUCACUCUUCUUGUAUACAAAACGGGUGGCAAAAAGGUCUUCUAUCCAUUUGACCCGGCUCCAUUCAUUGAUGGUGUGCGUAUCAACAGCCCCCACUACCUGUGCAAGAUGGUGUUGAAAGAAGCUGGGACACACAAGUUUACAUUGGUCGUCUCACAGUAUGAGAAGCAUCUCACCAUUCACUAUUCCUUGCGAGUUUAUUCAACGUGCCCAUUUUCUUUACACAAAAUAAAGAAUUUGUGUAAACAGAAGAAUGAGAUCACUGGAAAAUGGAGUGGAGAAACUGCUGGUGGCUGCCCUAACCAUCCAGCAACUUACAAGAAUAACCCCAUCUACCAGUUCCGAACUGAAUCGGACCUUGCCUGCCUAAGGAUAGAACUAAAAGCUCCUAAAGAUAUUCAGAUUGGAGUUGAGAUAGUGUGUGUUGAGGCCAACAACACACAGGCACAAGGGUACUUUUCAAGAAAACAGUCGGGGGCCUACAGGUCUGGCUUCGUAGUGAUGGAACUGUUUGAUAUUGUGGCUGGAGUGUACAAUAUCAUCCCGAGCACCUUCUAUCCUAACACGGAGGCACCGUACUUCCUCAACCUCUUCUCAUCAACCUCUAUUAAAGUAAAUAGAUUGAAAUAGUUGUGUAAAUACAUGUAUCAUUGUACAGUGUUUUGGAUGCCUAAAUAAUCUUUAUCUGUUCAUCAUUAGUUUAAGUGCUGAACACUUUAUCUACAUAUCUACAUAAUUAUUUAUACCAUUCAAAUGUUUAGAUGAAUUAUGUUAUGAGCUAUCAUGGAAACCUCUUAAGAGGAAAUGGAAGAGGAUUAAGAGGAAUUUAGAGGAGGACUGAGAUGUUUAGAAGAGGAUUAAUCCUCUUCCAUUUCCUCUUGACCCUUUCCAUACUGUGACGCCGACGUCUGCGUCAUGGAUGGAAAGGGUUAAGUACAAUGUGAAAAUUAUUAUUACAUGACACUGCUUAAAUACAUAUAUAUUUUACAGCAAGCGCUUACCUCUUUCAUAUGCACAUGGUAAGAAGUGUUGGGAAAUGAAUGAGUAUACAGAAUAAUGAUAAAUAUUCUCAGCUCAAAAUGAAUACAUUUUUAAAUUCAGUUUCUUAGAAUUUAAUGGUAAAACCUGUCAAAUCUGACUCAGAACCCAAUAAAUUUAAUUAUUUCCAUGCACUUCUGACUCCAUUUUUUUCCACAUAAAUUUCCUUUAUUGAUAAGGAAUAUAUAUUAAACCUUGAUUUAGUGAACCAAUUUUAUCUAAUACUGUCCAAGAAGUCAAGGUGCCCAGCAGGUUGGAGUGAACCUUUCCCAGUGUUCAUACCUCCUACACAUUGCAUUUAUUUUUACCCAAUUCUGCUGCUCAUUAUUGUGUUUAUUCACACUCUUAUAGCAGACACACAUUGAUGAACAAUAUAUAUGCAAAAUGCAAAAUGAAUUCUUAUUUUUGGUGUUUCAACACAUACUCAGUGACCCUAGUUCAUGCAUGCCCCUUAUUUUUUCCUCUAUAAAAUAUUUACCCCAGUUAGUUGUAAAAAUACUGCAUACAUAUAUAUUACAUAAGCUCGUAUAAUGGUAAAUAUAACAUACAAAUUACCAUACAUGGCUCAUCACCAAAUAUAUUUGAAACCAUACGGUGUACAGUGGCCUCGCAUCCAACACGUUUGUCCAAGGCAUUUCAUGUUAUUUUGGGGACAAGUAUUUUUUUUAUUAUUAUUAUUGUUGUAACAGCCCAUUCACUGUCUGGCAGUCACCAACAUUCAGUACCUGCCCUAGACUUUUACCACACUUUGUUUAACACAUCUAUGAGAUGAACCAAAACAAAUUAUUUGAAGACUUUUAUUUCAUGUCAACAUAGGGCACACUGUUGCCACGGCGGCGCCAUUUUCUUUACACACUGUGGAGGCGACAUGACCAUCACAGCAUCAUAACAGCAACAUGCAGCCACCUAGCAAGUGUCGCAGACACAGACUUGGCAAGGCAUAUGUCCAGCAAAUCCCAGGCUUAGCCGAACCCUAGAUUUUUAUUUACCUAGAUUCUAUUUGGGCUCCCAUACUUGACCGAGAAAUCAUGUAAUUUUCAGAAACUAUGGCAAAAUUAAUUUUCCCCAUAGGUUCUUUUGUUUCUUCAAUGCUAAUUUAGUCCAAUGACACAACCCCUGACUAAAUUCCCUUGUUAGAAGCAAGGCCACUGUAUAAGUAUAUCCAGACCUUUAUUGGUCUGAUAUGCUCAAAAGAACAAAACACCUCAGUUAAAUUGUUCUCACCUGCUGGUUUGGUCAGAUAUGAGUUAAAGCUUACAGAAAUUUGAAUCACAAGCAUUUUGCUUGCCAUGGUCAUUUUUGUUUCAUCUGCAGAUGUUUAUUACAUUGUAAUGAAGAGUAACAUGCACCUAGAUACACAAAUGACCCGGAUACCAUGAUUGAAACAAUCUAGUCUAGAUUACUAGCCACGUAUAUUCUUGUUUCCCUUAAACCUAACCUCUUGCAUUACAAAUCUGCUUUGAGUUUUCCCCUCACAUGUAAGACCAUGAUGAAAUCUUCUCAGCAUUUUGUCUAACUACACCCUUGCCAUUUGUGUAUAUCAAGGUUUAUUUUUUUUUCUGUGCACUUGAAAAGCUAUUUUCCCUGAUUGCAUAAUAGGAUUCUAAUAGAAUAAAAUAUGUAGAACAUUUAUCUUUACUCUUAAAUGCUGAUAUCCUGAUUUCUUUGAAGAAAUGUGCAAAAUUGGGCAAACUUCCAUGCUUUGGAGGGUAAAAACGGAAUUGACUUCUAAAUUUGUCAAUGUGUAAUAACACUGAGGUACUAUUAUUUUGUCUCAUAACAGUCAGUCUAUAAUCUCCCUCUGACAAUUUCUAAAUGCUUCCUGUUUGAAAAUAACUUCCAUCUGUAAAAUGUUUCAAUAAACUACUCCCCUGUAACCAUAAGGCUAACUCAGGCAACUACAGCCCAUGUUACUCCAUUACACUGGCAGCCAAUAGUCCAACAGAUGGUCUUCACACCUCCAUUAGAUAUAUGCUACCAGAAGUUUCUUUUUUAUAUAUAUUAUUUAGGGUAGUUCUGUAUUGUUACCAUGUAUGUCAUCCCAUUAAGGUAGCAAUCAUCAAUAAUGGCAUUGCUGACCUGUGCAGUUCACUAACUUCAUCUAAGUGCAUUAUUGACCCAACAAAUUUUAGCAUAUUUUGUUUUGUGGUCAUGCCAAAAAAUUGAGAAGUUUUAGAAAAAUAAGUAGCAAUGGUGAAAAGGAAAGGAUGUGAGGCUUGCCAUCAAAAACAAAAUAUUUUUAACUUUGGAAUGAAUACCACUGCCUGUCCUCAUGGAUUAUAAUAAAAUCAUAUUUGUUAUACUUAAUAAAAUGUGAUAUACAAGGA